AUGUGGAAGUUCGUGAUCGGAAGUGUGUCUUCCGCGGCCUUCCUGGCCACCCUCACCACCAUUUUUUACUCGGCUUCUCUGAUCGAUGAGCUCGAAACCUUCCGAGGACAGAUCAGGGAGGAAUUAGCCGAUUGGAAAGAGGUGACCGAUGACACGUGGCAGAAACUGAACGAUAUGACGUCGAGAAGUGCACCGAAGAAGACGAACAUUCUGAAGGCGUUUGUGAGAGGAAAGAGAAGCAACGGAGACGGACAGUGCAGUGAGUUAUUCAGAAGAAGAAGGCAGUUCACAGAAUAAUCAUUUGCAGAUUGCGCGGAGCCAACCAAAAACUGCCCGGUUGGAGCUCCAGGAGAGAAAGGAGAACGCGGAAAUCCGGGACAGCCAGGACCAGACGGAGUGGACGGAGGGGACGGAAUUCCAGGAGACGUUGUCCAUCAUGAUGUGCCCGACACGAAGGAAUGCAUAAAGUGUCCAGCUGGGCCACCAGGACCACCGGGACCACCGGGACCACUCGGAGCACGCGGAGAGAAUGGACCAGCAGGACCACGCGGAGCCCUGGGAGACCAGGGAGAGACUGGAGCACUUGGAGAAGGAGGAGACCAAGGACCGGCCGGCCUUCCAGGAAGACAGGGACCACGAGGACCAGCCGGACAACCGGGAGCCAUUGCAACUCCGGGACUGGCCGGAAGACCAGGACCACAGGGAGCACUCGGAGAACCGGGAACUCAAGGAACACCAGGAGUGGACGGAAAGGACGGAGCACUCGGAGCACCGGGAAGGAAGGGAGAGAACGGAAGAGCAGGAAAGAGAGGGAAGGACGGAGUGGCUGGAGUGCCGGGGACCCGCGGAAAGCAGGGAGAAGACGUCGGAUACUGUCAAUGCCCGGACAGAGCCGCUUGA
Caenorhabditis sp. 36 PRJEB53466 is the source of this 900-nucleotide messenger RNA. NCBI's taxonomy places the organism in Eukaryota, Metazoa, Nematoda, Chromadorea, Rhabditida, Rhabditidae. The record is from the annotation of a GenBank genome assembly.